UUUGCGUGCUCUCCUUCGAAAAACAAGCCGAUUGUUUUGAUUGUAAUUUAAUGGUGCAAAAGGGAGUGCCAAAUCAACAGGAAACGGAAUUUAAUUUUCGGUGCUGAAAAUUGAAGAAUCGGUGCAAAUUUUAUAAUGCCCCAAAGCCGCAGGAAGGUUCCGUUCAGCGGAAAGCAAAAAAAGCAGCAACUGCUCGCGAAAAAGCAGGCAAAAUCGAGCACCUCGCACAACAUCAUCCGGAAGUUGCGCGAUGAGGAAUCCAGCGACAUCAGCGAGGACAGCGACUUCCCGAAGACGUUCCACGAAAACGUGGAAAAGAUCAACCUCCAGCCGACGAAGGAUCCCCGCAGCAAGGCAAAUCGGUACGUGCUGCAGUUCCACCGGGAAACCGGCAAAGAGUUGCGCGAAAUGAAGGAGGAAGCGCUGAAGGCGUUGGUGCCCUGCGGACCGGAAGAGCUAGAGCUGGCCGACAACUACUUUGUCGGGUAUGAGUUUCCGAAGCGGCCCAAGUGGACCUACGAAAUGUCCAAGGAGCAGCUGGAUAGUAAUGAGAAUCGGUACUUUUUCAAAUACAUCACAUAUAUGGAAAAGACGCAUUACGAUGAUAUGAAAUCUCUAAGCUUCUGUGAGCUGAAUUUGGAAACCUGGCGCCAGCUUUGGCGGGUGCUGGAGCUGUCCGAUAUUGUGCUGGUGAUUGUGGAUGCUCGUUUUCCAACGCUGAUGUUUCCGCCAUCGCUCUACCACUACGUUACCAAAGAUCUCGGCAAGGGUAUGAUCCUGGUGAUCAAUAAGGUGGAUCUCGUCCAACCGGAAGCGGUUCUUGCGUGGAAACGCUACUUUCAGCAAACGUACAAAGACAUAAAGAUUGUUCUGUUCACGUCCUAUCCGUCGUACAAUCUGCGCGGGAAGCAGGAAAGCAAGCAAGGUUUGAAAAUCCGCCGGCGCAAGGGACGAAUGCGCAUGGCCGCCGAAGGAGCCCAGCAGAUCUACGGCAUCUGUCGCGAGUACGUGGGGGACGAGGUAGAUCUAAGCUCGUGGCAGCAGAAGAUUCUCGAGGAACGUAGCGCCCCCAUGGAUGUGGACGGCGAAGACGACGAAGCCUGCGAAGCGGAGAGAACUCACGAGGAGGAGAAGGAUUUCUCCUUUGAAGAGCAUGUGAAGUUCAAGGACGGUGUGCUGACUAUUGGGUGCGUCGGUUUUCCCAACGUGGGCAAAUCAUCCUUGCUCAACGCUGUCAUGGGCAAAAAGGUGGUCUCGGUUAGUCGCACCCCGGGCCACACGAAGCAUUUUCAGACGAUCUUCCUGACCAAUACGGUCCGGCUCUGCGAUUGCCCCGGAUUGGUCUUUCCGUCGGCCGUCCCACGAAAGCUUCAGGUUCUGAUGGGCAGUUAUCCGAUCGCCCAAUUACGCGAGCCUUAUGCCUCUAUCAAGUUCCUAGCCGAGCGACUGGAUCUUCCGGCUUUACUCUCGUUGAAACACCCGUCCAACGAUCCCAACGAGCAGUGGUCGGCCAUCGACGUUUGCGAUGCCUGGGCCAUCAAACGUGGAUUCCUCACCGCCAAAACGGCCCGUCCGGACACUUACCGCGCCGCUAACAACAUCCUCCGGAUGGCCCUAGAUGGUAAGAUCACCCUGUCCCUGAAACCCCCUGGCUUCCACCAGAAUCUUGACACCCUGCAGUCCGAUCCAGAGUUGACGGCUGUUCGGGAAAUUCAAGCCCUGGCGUCCGAGAACCACGACAGAGACGUGGACGACGACGAUUACAUAUCGGAUACGGACACGGAGGACGUGGCCGGUGCCGCCAGUAACGACGCCGACAACGAGGAAGACGAAGAAGGCAACUCGACCCUGUCGCCGGUCAGUGCCAAGAUGUCCAACCCGUUCUCGCUGCUCGGCAGUCCGGAGUAAAAUCAUCUACAAAACGAACUAAAAUGUUAUCAUGAAACCCUUUUUGAACUAGUUAUACGCUUUUUACUCAACAUAUGAAUAUUUUACUGAAAAAUCACUGAUCGAAACUGCGAGACUGCGAGCGAGAGGAAGGCGGAGAGAAAGCAAAAGAAGCCCGGAAGUGCGUGAUGUGCUCUGUAUUGGAGAUAAAUACAUAGAUAGUAAGGAUUUGCACGCGUUUGUUACGUAUAUUUAUUGUUACACACUACCUACUUCACACGAUCUAAGUAAAAAAGUCUCAACAGCAUUCUAAAACAGAAUUACCUGGUACCGUAUUUUGCCCCAUUUGCGCAAUAAAGUGGCCAUAUGUAGCUGAA
This is a messenger RNA of Aedes albopictus (Asian tiger mosquito), 2264 nucleotides long. It is a transcript of the gene Ns4, whose product is annotated as guanine nucleotide-binding protein-like 1. The transcript is spliced from 4 exons. NCBI's taxonomy places the organism in Eukaryota, Metazoa, Arthropoda, Insecta, Diptera, Culicidae. The record is from RefSeq and is a predicted model, not a curated record. The coding region runs from base 136 to 1908 and encodes 590 amino acids. Gene Ontology annotation, molecular function: GTP binding; GTPase activity.